UCAAGCCUCUCAUCAUCAUCAAUCAUCAUAACCAUUCUCAAUUUAUCAUCAGCAAUACCAAGGCCAAGAACAAUAUGAAGAUAUUGUUCUUUGUGUUUUUCUGUGUGUCUUCCGUCUUCUUUAACUCUUGUUUCGGAGAAUCUGAGCCAGAGCCUCCUACGCUACAACAAAAUAAUAAAGUUUACAUCGUUUAUAUGGGCGCUGCAGCCCCAUCCAACAAUGGCGCCAUGCGAAAGGAUCAAGCUCAGCUCAUCAACUCAUUGCUUAAAAGGAAUAGGAACGCAUUGGUCUACACCUACACAAAUGGCUUCUCUGGAUUUUCAGCCCGGUUGACGGCAGAAGAAGCUGGAUCAAUCGCUCAAAACCCCGGAGUAGUGUCUGUUUUUCUUGAUCCAAUUUUGCAGCUCCAAACAACUCGGUCAUGGGAUUUCCUGGAUUCCAUUUCUUAUGAAAAAAUCUCUCCCACUAGCCUCCACAAAUCAGCUGCAGCCGCCCAACCAUUAUCUUCCGGUGAAGCAGAUACCAUAAUAGGCAUCUUGGACUCAGGAAUAUGGCCUGAAUCUCCUAGUUUCAAUGACGACGGCAUGGGACCAAUCCCGGCCAAAUGGAAGGGAAAAUGCGAGGAUGGAGAUGAUUUCAACUCCUCCAACUGCAACAGGAAAAUAAUCGGGGCACGAUAUUACCCGGAUUCUUUACAAAUCCCGUCGGCCAGGGACAAUGAAGGACAUGGGACCCACGUGGCGUCCACGGCAGCAGGAUCGCUGGUUGAUGACGCGUCAUACCACGAUCAAGCUAGCGGGACGGGCAGGGGUGGGUCCCCUACUUCGCGAAUAGCCAUGUACCGAGUUUGCGAGUAUUUCGGGUGCGCAGGAUCGGCGAUCUUGAAAGCCUUCGACGACGGGAUUAAGGAUGGCGUGGACGUGUUGUCGCUGUCGCUGGGCCCAGGUGGUGGACUCAAACCCGAUUUCUCCACCGAUGUUGUCGCCAUCGGCGCGUUCCAUGCCGUCGAGAGAGGCAUCGUCGUUGUCUGCUCCGCCGGAAACUCUGGACCACGCCGCAGUACUGUCGUCAACGAAGCUCCCUGGAUUUUCACCGUCGCCGCCUCCACCGUGGACCGCGAUUUCCAGUCGCAAAUCGUCUUGGGCGACAACACAGUCAUCAAGGGCGGGGGAAUUUAUAUCGGAAAACUGAAGAAAACGCCGGUGUAUCCAUUGGCGACGGGGGCGUUGGUUAAAUCGGAGAGAGCUACUGAAAGUGACGCCAGGGAUUGUUUACCCCUGUCAUUAGACCCUGAGAAGGCCAAGGGGAAGAUUAUUUUGUGCGAAACCCGCAAUCCGAUUUCAUACUUUGACGAUAGGAUAAAUGAGGUGAAAAAUGCGGGCGGGGUUGCAGUAAUACUCAUAUUCGUCAACCCGGAGGACAGGAUGAUGGCGCUGAAAUUUGGUGGUUUUCCGGGAUCCGCAAUCCUAGAAAAGGAAGCCAAUCAGGUUUUUAGCUACAUCAGCUCAACCAAGAAUCCCGUGGCAACCAUCCUCCCAACCGUGACAGUGACAGGAAUUAAACCGGCACCUGCAGUAGCAGACUUCUCAUCAAGAGGACCAUCGCUUACAAGCGUGAAUCUUCUCAAGCCGGACAUUUGUGCACCAGGGGUUGACAUUCUGGCAGCGUGGCCUGACAACAUUGAUGGGGAUGAGAUUAUCCCUGUCAAGAGUCAUCCAGGUUACAACCUAGAAUCUGGGACUUCCAUGUCCUGUCCACAUAUCUCAGGGAUUGUUGCUACAGUGAAGGCACAAAACCCAAAUUUCAGUGUUUCUGCAAUCAGAUCAGCCGUUAUGACAACAGCCACGCAGACAAACAAUUUGAAUGCGCCAAUAACAACAACAGAUGGAGCAAUUGCCACGCCGUAUGACAUUGGCGCGGGAGAAUUAAACCCCACAGCAGCACUAAAUCCCGGGCUAGUUUACCAAACCGAGAUUGCAGAUUACCUGCAGUUCCUCUGUGCAACAGGCUACAACACAUCUCAAAUUCGGCUCAUCUCGUCAACUGUCCCCAAGGGCUUCAAGUGCCCCAAGAAGUUGACAGAAGACAUGAUCUCCGACAUCAAUUACCCAUCCAUUGCAGUCUCGAAUCUAAAGGACGGUGAGCCUAAGGCAAUUACAAGAACUGUAAGCAAUGUUGGCCCCGAAGAAUCAGUGUACACUGCAACAAUUGAAGCACUGGCAGACAUUGAGGUCACUGUAACACCAAAUAAGUUGGUGUUUACAAAACAAGAAAAGAAGCUAAGCUAUACUGUGACCUUUACAGCUUCAUCAUCCCUUAAGACAGACACAUUUGGGGCAAUUACAUGGACUAGUGGAACACAUAGAGUUAGAAGUCCAAUCAUUGUAAGUGUUGUGUAAGGGAGUAUCAUUUAAGGGACAGAUUGCUAGACAUGUAUGUGAACUGAUCCUUAGAGUCCAAAAGCAAAUGUAUGGAUCAUAAUAUGUCAAAAUACAUGAAUAAUCAAUAAGGAAACAAAAUGGAAUUAACCACGUUU
Ipomoea triloba (trilobed morning glory) is the source of this 2536-nucleotide messenger RNA. Its product is annotated as CO(2)-response secreted protease-like. Lineage: Eukaryota; Viridiplantae; Streptophyta; Magnoliopsida; Solanales; Convolvulaceae. The record is from RefSeq and is a predicted model, not a curated record. Gene Ontology annotation, molecular function: serine-type endopeptidase activity. Gene Ontology annotation, biological process: proteolysis. Bases 75 to 2399 code for a protein of 774 amino acids. The transcript is spliced from 9 exons.